AUGCGCAUGCGUACAUCUCACAUCAUCAGCGCAAUGAUCCCCGAUGACUGUGGGAGUGAUGAGAACUCAAAACGUCGUAUGUGGUGCUCUUCCGCUCUCACAGGCAUGGGUCUCGCGAGUAAACAAUCACUUCCGUCAAAAAUGCUUAUUGUAUUUGCAUCUGGUAAAGGCUCCGAAUUUGAAGGGUUUCAACAACCUGUCAUCGGACCCAAGCCAAUGGUUUCGCAGCUUGUCGCCGAUUCGGCCCCUGUGCUUCCUUGGCCGACAGGUAACAUCUGGCCGUUAGCACGGCUUCACCCUGCGGCAUUCUUCUAUCCCUCUCGAUUUGAGUUUCUCAGCUUCUGCGGUCAUCACAUUGUGUCCGAACGCUUUUCUUUUGGGCGGCAAAUUAAUGAGCCACCGGGGAUCGAUCUCGUGGCUCGAAUGCUGUCCACUGCUUUACUUGUAGACACACACAUGCGCGCCAUGGACCAGGCCGCAUGGUGCAAAGAGAUGAGCCAGAUAUGA
Messenger RNA from Colletotrichum godetiae, 507 nucleotides. RefSeq lists its product as uncharacterized. The transcript has a single exon. Lineage: Eukaryota; Fungi; Ascomycota; Sordariomycetes; Glomerellales; Glomerellaceae. The record is from RefSeq and is a predicted model, not a curated record. The coding region runs from base 1 to 507 and encodes 168 amino acids.